Molecule: messenger RNA, 1761 nt
Organism: Xenopus laevis (African clawed frog)
Lineage: Eukaryota; Metazoa; Chordata; Amphibia; Anura; Pipidae
Gene: ceacam20.L
Product: carcinoembryonic antigen-related cell adhesion molecule 19 like gene Y L homeolog
Exons: 7
Coding region: 195-1124 (309 amino acids)
Source: RefSeq, a predicted model, not a curated record
CGGAUACUGCUGAAACCUGGUAGAAUUUUCUUGUUAUUUUCCUAUGUAUCGAUUGGGCAAAUACUGUCCAGUUUCUGUUUAUGUUAAACAUUCCCACAGGGGCCCUGACCGGAGACAGUGCAAACAUACAGAUAACAGCACAGUAACUGCAACUGUCAUAGCACCGGCUUCUACAAACAAAUUGGACGCUUAGCAUGAGGGGAUACCUACUGACAGCAUUCAUCAUCAGUCUUUGGAUGGAGUCAAGCUGUGGAAUUGAUAUUCAACUAGUCCCUAGCCAUCCACUGAUCAAUAAGUCUGUCACCUUGAAUGUCAGAGGAAUCACUGGUACAGUACGAGCCUUCAGGUGGUAUUUUGGGUCAAACCCAGAUGCUAGCAACCAAAUCUUACACUAUAAUCCAAAUUCUAACCCUCCACAAACACCAGGUGAUCAGUAUUUCCAUAGGGCUCAUGGGCUCGCAAAUGGCUCCUUACAUAUCUCAGACCUUGUUCGUACAGACCAAGGGAAUUACAUGGUGAUGAUAUUGGCAAGGGAUAUCGAAAGAGUGACAGUUUACCUGCCUAUUUAUGAGUCUGUUACUAAACCAGUGAUCAGGUGUUCCACCCCCCGGCCCAAGGUAAAUGAGACUGUCUCCCUUACAUGUGAAACAGCCAACUCAGAGAGUAUCUUAUGGAGCAAAGACAGUAACAGUCUCCAUUCCAGAGUAGAUUUGUCUCCAGACAACAGGACUGCAAUCUUACGCAACAUUAUCUUAUCAGAUACUGGAGAGUACCAAUGUGAAGCUAAAAAUGCUGUCAGCAGGAGUGUGAGUGACAUCUUCACACUGAUAGUGAAUUAUAAUGAACCUAUUUCAGACAACUGUGCUGCCUCUAUGGCUGGAAUCAUCUGUGGCACCAUUAUAGGCAUUGUACUCAUCAUCUGUACAACAUUUCUACUGUUCAAAAGAUAUAUCCUUCCCAUGAGAGAGGCACAGCAAGAACAACCCACUGAGAGACAAGAUUCCUACAGAAUAUAUUACAAUGUUUUUGCUACAACAAUGGCUCAGCCUGCAAAAGAGGAACUCCCGUACAUGGGACUUGAAUACCCAACACAGGAUACAUACAGCGAGCUGAGUCAUCAAUAGGAUACAAAAUUGCCUUUGUGUGGAGAAACCCUUCCUGAGCUGCACAAUUUCUUCAUAGCGCAAAUAUUCUCAACUGUCAUAAAGGUUUCACUGUCUGCUACUCACUCUACAGCUGGCCAUACAUGGACCAAGAAAAGCUCCGCCCCUCCAGACAGCACAGUCGUCAGCAAAUCUGCCUAUUAAAGGGCCCAUUCUAUAUCUGGUCUAAUUUCAGGCAGAUAUUGAUCAGGAAGGUUUGAAAAGGUGUCAUUCUUCGUGGGCCCCUAUUAUGAUUGGAUCAUAUCAUUGGUAUAUUCCUGCACUCAUAGUGGUACCCCCUCUGUGGGAAAACUUCACAGAAGACCCCACUGGUGUGUAGAUUGCUCACAGGUUGGGCCAAAACAGAAGCAUUUGGAAAGGGUUGGUAAUGUCAUCAUCAGAAGGGUGGGGAGGACAUGGCUUUUAAAAAAAACCUUUUAAAAAUUAGGUUGGGAAUGGUUUAGGGGUGGGUAAUUACCCCAAAUCCUAAAUGAUCAGACCCCAUUGUGGGCUCCCCUGUUAUGACCAUUUCAUAUGUUAAAGACCUGUGCCUGAGAAAUAAUUCCACAUUUUUUUUCUACUGCGUUUGUCAAGCAAAAUAAACGUUACUUACACUAUA